UGUAAGAAGCCUUUCCCCCUCCUCUUCCUCCUCUUCUAAAUUUACUGCUCCACUCCCUCCCUCUCCUCGAAAAAAUCCCAUGUAAAACCCUGUACCUUCUUUCCCUUUCCCCUCCAAGAUCUAAAUAUUUUUCUUCGAUCUGUUCGUUUGAUCGAUUUGUUUUACAAUGGCAACUACUCUUUCGAUUCCGAUAAUGAGACUGGCUGCAUACGGUGCGAACCGUAGUAUCAUCAAACUCCUGAUUCCUCCGACCCAAAGAAGAAGAUGCAGUGGAAAAGUUCUGAGUUCUCAGGGUUCUUAUCAGUUAAUAAUAUCUGCAAUGUCGCAGAGUUCUGUUGAACAUGUGGAACAACUGGCUCCUGAUUUGGAAGUGAGUGAUUCCACUCAAGAAUUGGAGAAGCCGUUUUCUUAUAUAUUUAGGGCUGAAACCGGCGGGCUGGCGAAGGUAUUGGUGGGGGUGAAAGAUAUGAAGUAUGCUGUUCGUGUUGAAGUUUCAUUUUUGCCUCGGGCUGUUGGGGAGGAUGGGUUGGUUAUGAAUUGGGGCAUGUUCAGGUCUGAUUCUAAACAAUUAUUAGUUCAGGAUUCACAGGUGGCGUUUGUCCAGAACUCGUUGGGAGGAUAUAUGGUGGAAUUGGAGUUCGAUUCUGUUGAGAUCCCAUUCUAUCUCUCGUUUUUGCUGUCCUCGCCGUCGGUCUCAGAGAUAAGAACUCAUAAGAAGACAAAGUUUUGUGUUCCUGUUGGUAUAGGUCCGGGAUGUCCUAUGCCCUUGGGUGUUUCUAUUUCUGAUGAUGGAGCCAUCAAUUUUUCUGUGUUCUCGAGGAAUGCAGAGGGUGUUGUUUUGUAUCUGUUUGAUGGGAGAACAAGGGAACCGUCGUUAGAAAUUGAUUUGGAUCCAUAUGUUAAUCGUACAGGUGAUAUAUGGCAUGUUUCGAUGGAGAGUAUAGAGAACUAUGCCGGCUAUGGAUAUCGCUGUAAGGGAUUAGCACUUUGGGAUAAGGGGGACAAAUUUCAUGCGCAUGAUAUCUUGUUGGAUCCAUAUGCCAAGGUGCUUGGAGAUUUUGUUCUGGAUCAAGGUGAAUCGAUGUCCUUAGCAAAGUGUCUUGGCUCUCUAGACAUUGAACAUGGCUUUGAUUGGACCGGCGAUGUCCAUCCGUGUCUUCCAAUGGAGAAACUGGUUGUUUAUCGACUGAAUGUGGGGCAGUUUACAAAGCACAAGACCAGCAGGCUGCCUGAAAAUGUUGCUGGGACUUUUGCUGGUCUGAUCGAGAAAGUAGAACAUUUGAAAUCGCUGGGUGUUAAUGCAGUUUUGUUAGAGCCUAUAUUUUCCUUUGAUGAGCAAAAAGGCCCCUACUUUCCAUAUCAUUUCUUUUCACCAAUGAACUCAUAUGGGUAUGCAUCUGAUGGUGUUUCAGCUAUCGAUUCUAUGAAAAAAAUGGUUAAAAUGCUGCAUGCCCAUGGCAUAGAGGUUCUUUUGGAGGUUGCUUUCACUCAGACUGGUGAGGGGGAAGAUGCAGCCUGUCGGACAAUAUCAUUUCGAGGAAUUGAUAAUUCAUCUUAUUAUAUUGUUGACAGGGACUUGGGGUAUGGGGCCCAUAAUGCGUUGAAAUGUAGUAAUCCUGUUGUUCAGCAACUGAUUUUGGACAGCCUCCGGCAUUGGGUGAUAGAAUUUCAUGUUGAUGGCUUUUGCUUUAUUAAUUCUUCGUUUCUGGCUCAAGGCCUAAAUGGUGAUUAUUUAUAUCGCCCACCUUUAGUUGAAGCUAUAGCAUUUGAUCCAAUACUGUCCAAGACAAAGAUCAUUGCGGACUGCUGGUCCCCACCUGACAAUUCAUACAUGGAAAUCCGAUUCCCUCAUUGGAAAAGGUGGGCAGAAAUGAAUACAAGAUUUUGCAGUGAUGUAAGGAACUUUUUGAGGGGUGAAGGACUUCUCAGCAACCUUGCUACCCGACUUUGUGGCAGUGGGGAUCUCUUCUCUUCCAGGGGUCCAGCAUUCUCUUUCAAUUAUAUUACAAAGAACUUUGGACUAAGUCUUGUUGAUUUGGUCAGCUACAGUGAUGGUGACCUUGCUUCAGAAUUAAGUUGGAAUUGUGGUGAAGAAGGUCCCACAAACAAUAAUACUGUCCUUGAUCUCCGGCUUAAACAAAUACGGAAUUUCUUGUUUGUCCUGUUCGUUUCACUUGGUGUUCCUGUUCUUAAUAUGGGAGAUGAGUGUGGCUACUCAACAGGUGGUACACCGUCUUACAUUGACAGGAAACCUAUUGGCUGGAAUGGCCUAAAAACAGUCUUUGGCAGGCAAAUUACACAAUUCAUUGCAUUUCUGAGUUCCCUUAGAGUGCGUAGAGGAGAUAUUUUUCAGAGAAGGGACUUUCUGAAAGUAGAAAACAUUGACUGGCAUGGAAGUAGUCAAUCUCAGCCAAAUUGGAGAGAGCCAUCGUGCAAGUUCCUUGCCGUGACAUUGAAGGCAGAGAUGGAUGACAAGCUGUCAAAUUCAAAUGAUGGUGACUUGUUCAUUUCUUUCAAUGCUAGUGACCUCCUGGAGAGUGCUGUCUUGCCUGAACAAUCAGAAGGAAUUGUUUGGCUUCGGUUGGUUGAUACUGCUCUUCCGUUUCCGGGAUUCUUUUCAAGUGAUUCUGAUCCCGAUGUUCAUCAGGCUGCAGGAUUAUCAUCCUAUGAUCUGAAGCCGCACAGCUGUGUCUUAUUUGAAGCAAAAAGGAGCACCCAUUGAACUGGAGCACCAGUGCAGCCGCUCUUAUGUCUUAUUUGCUAUUAAGUGGCAGGAUUUUGUUGAUAUUUCUAUCCCCCUGUCAAAUAAGCAUCUUGUAUCCUAAUUUUGGAAUCUGAUUAUUAUAACAAUUUGCAUAUCUUGUAAUAUGACCUGAAAGUUUAUAUGUUCA
Elaeis guineensis (African oil palm) is the source of this 2891-nucleotide messenger RNA. RefSeq names its product isoamylase 2, chloroplastic. The record is from RefSeq and is a predicted model, not a curated record. Gene Ontology annotation, molecular function: isoamylase activity. Gene Ontology annotation, biological process: starch biosynthetic process. NCBI's taxonomy places the organism in Eukaryota, Viridiplantae, Streptophyta, Magnoliopsida, Arecales, Arecaceae.